UUAUGACGAUGAUGAUGACGAUGAUGAUGAUGAUGAUGAUGAUGAUGAUGAUGAUGAUGGUGAUGACGACGACGAUGGAUUCUCGUUUUGGGAUAUCGCGAGUGUGCCAGUAGUAGUGGUGACGUGUGUGAACAAAGAAGGGAAAGGGUGAAAAGGGUGAAAGGGUGAAAAAGGGAGGGUGUGAGAGAGAGAGAGUGAGGAAGGGAGAGAGAGAGAGAGAGAGAGAGAGAGGGAGGGACAAACAAAAAAAGGAAGGAAGAGAAGAAGGAAGGAAGGAAGGAAGGGAAGAAAAAAGGGCUGCUGCAAUGCGGUGCUCAAGGUACCAGCUCGAGUUCCUCCUCGUCCUCGUCGUCGUCGUCGUUGUCGUCGUUGUCAUCCUUUUGGUCCUCCUCCUCCUCCUCUUCGUCCUCCUCGUUAUCGCACAGCCGAGUUCCUCCUGAUAGUCAUCUCGCUACGACCACGGUCAAGGAUCGUUAAACGAAGAUAGAAGGAUGCCAGGGGGCCGUAGGGGCCUGGUAGCCCCCCAAAAUACGUUCCUCGAGAACAUCAUCAGACGUAGCAGCAGUCAACCUGACAGCAGCUUCUUAUUGGCAAAUGCACAGAUCGUCGACUUCCCGAUCGUCUAUUGCAACGAGAGCUUUUGCAAGAUCUCCGGUUACAAUCGUGCCGAGGUUAUGCAAAAGUCAUGCCGAUGUGGAUUCAUGUACGGGGAACUAACGAACAAGGAUACGAUCACAAGGAUCGAAGAAUGCCUCGAGGGCCAAAUUCACGACCAAUUCGAGAUUCUGCUCUACAAGAAGAACAGUACCCCACGAGAAACACCACUAUGGCUACUUCUACAAAUAGCGCCGAUCAAAAACGAACGAGACUUGGUUGUCCUGUUCCUGUUAACCUUCCGGGACAUCACAGCGUUGAAGCAGCCCAUCGAGACGGACGACAGCAAGGGUGGCCUUUCAAAAUUUGCCAAACUCGCAAGAUCGGUUACCAGAUCGAGAUCGGUUCUUGUUUCGCAGUUCAGCUCCCACCUUCCGGCUCUGAAGGAUUCUGCUUUACCAACCACGGCCAAACAAUCGCAUCUAGCUCAUAUGAUGUCAUUGAGCGGAGAUGUAAUGCCACAGUACAGACAGGAAGCACCAAAGACUCCACCGCAUAUUUUAUUACACUAUUGUGCGUUCAAAGCGAUCUGGGAUUGGAUUAUUUUGUGCUUGACAUUUUACACAGCUAUUAUGGUUCCGUACAAUGUUGCCUUCAAAAAUAAAACCAGCGAGGAUGUAUCACUUUUGGUACUCGACAGUAUAGUCGAUGUCAUAUUCUUUAUAGAUAUAGUAUUAAAUUUUCAUACUACGUUCGUUGGGGCUGGUGGUGAAGUUGUGUCCGAUCCAAAAGUGAUCAGGAUGAAUUAUCUGAAGUCUUGGUUCAUCAUCGAUCUAUUGAGCUGCCUACCCUACGACGUGUUCAACGCGUUCGAUCACGACGAGGAUGGCAUAGGUAGUCUCUUCUCUGCUUUGAAAGUCGUCCGUUUACUUCGUCUUGGAAGAGUCGUUCGCAAACUCGAUCGGUAUCUGGAGUAUGGAGCCGCCAUGCUCAUUCUUCUCCUCUGUUUCUACAUGUUGGUUGCUCACUGGCUGGCCUGUAUCUGGUACGUCACAUUAAGGUAUUCGAUAGGAAGAUCGGAUGCUGACAACGGAGUUCAAUAUUCAUGGCUGUGGAAGUUGGCCAAUGUUACCCAGUCACCAUACAGCUACUUGUGGACCAAUGCCAGCACUGCACCAGAACUAGUAGCUGGACCAUCACGCCGCACGAUGUAUGUCACUGCUCUUUAUUUCACGAUGACUUGCAUGACUUCCGUCGGCUUUGGAAACGUCGCAGCAGAAACAGAUAAUGAGAAGAUCUUUACUAUCUGCAUGAUGAUCAUUGCCGCCUUGCUGUACGCUACGAUAUUUGGUCACGUUACCACCAUUAUUCAACAAAUGACAUCAGCCACCGCCAAAUAUCAUGACAUGCUAAACAACGUCCGGGAAUUCAUGAAACUCCAUGAAGUACCUAAGGCACUUAGCGAACGUGUCAUGGAUUAUGUAGUAAGUACAUGGGCAAUGACCAAAGGUCUAGAUACAGACAAGGUGCUUAAUUACUGCCCCAAAGAUAUGAAAGCUGAUAUUUGCGUACAUCUUAAUCGGAAAGUUUUCAAUGAACAUCCUGCUUUCAGGUUGGCAUCCGAUGGAUGCUUACGUGCUUUAGCAAUGCAUUUUACAAUGUCGCACAGUGCACCUGGUGAUCUGCUCUAUCACACAGGUGAAUCUAUCGACUCGCUGUGCUUCAUCGUCACUGGAAGCCUAGAAGUGAUACAAGACGAUGAGGUAGUAGCAAUUCUUGGAAAAGGGGAUGUCUUUGGAGAUAGCUUUUGGACGAACCCGUCGAUUGGGCAAAGCGCAGCUAACGUUAGAGCACUUACUUAUUGUGACCUUCAUACCAUUAAGCGUGAUCGACUGUUAGAAGUUUUGGAUUUUUAUCAAGCCUUCGCAAACUCCUUCGCCAGAAAUCUUGUAUUAACGUACAAUUUAAGCAAUCGGCUGAUCUUUCGAAAAGUGGCCGACGUGCGUCGUGAAAAGGAGCUUGCUGAAAGACGAAAAAAUGAGCCACAGUUGGAUCAAGCUCAGGAUCAUUUAGUUCGCAAAAUUUUUUCGAGGUUCAAGACCGACGGAGAAGCCCAAAUCAGCGUGUCCAAAGUCGUUUCAACACGGUCCCAACAGGAUUCAGAUGAGGAACUCACCGUGAACGUCCUGCCGCCCUGGCCCAGUUUUAGGUUUCGUAGAGAGAGACAUACGGCAGACGUUGAAAAAGGGGACAGUAAGGAUGGGAAAGAUGGCGAAUCAUCGCAUUCGAGAAAACCGUCCACCGAUGAGAAUGUCGCUGCCAAACCUCGAACUGGCAAAUGGGGAAGAUUGUUAGGUAGUUCCAGUUUGGAUUCCGGUAGUGAAACAGGUACGGUUGGGGAUACUUUCAAGAGAUCAUUAAGUGCACGAGACUCACGUCCAAGUUCUAGUACCGGGACGAACAAGAUCUUUCCAAAAUUCGGGAAGUUAGGUGGUACGAUAGAAGAAACAGGUGGAGGAGACAAUGCUGAUAAGGAUGGACAACAACAACAACAACAGCAACAACAACAACAACAACAACAACAAGCUCAGAAUCUUUCGGUAGACUCGAAACAAUUGCAGCUUCGACGUUUGGAAAGUUACGAUGGUGGUUUGAUAUCGACUCAGCCCAGUCACGAUCGUGAAAUACUUGCGGCAGUAUUGGAAGUUAAGGUUGAUUUAAAGCUGGAAGUGCAAAGGGUUAAUCAAAGGCUCGCUAAGAUGGAAGACAUGCUUCAGACUUUGUUAAGUCGAGUUCCAUUUGCUGGAACUCCUCCGAGUGGUACAGGCAUUUCUCAACAACAACAGCAGCAACAACAACAACAACAGCAACAACAACAACAGCAACAGCAACAGCAAAGACCCUCGAAUUUUCCAUCGAGUAGUAGUUCAACUCAGAAUCAAUUGUCUUGCCAAAUGCAAGUGAAUCAACAGCAAGGUACUCCUCAAGGUAUACAAACGUCUGAACAGAAGGCGUCUACGAGUACUAGUGCUACAACGCCUAGCGAAGGCUAUAGAGAACAACAGCAAAUACAACAGCAGCAGCCUAUAGAACGUAGUUCAAAGAGCCAAGAACAUCAUCACCAUCAUCACCACCAUCAUCAACAGCCAAAAGAUUCGGAUAGACUGUCGGGUAGUACCGAAUACAAAACUUCCUCGAGAGAAGUUAGCAAAGAACUUCUCGAAAGACUUACCCAAGCAUCAACCUCAAGAGGUGACGAUUCUAGUGCACUUGGACCGCUCAUUUUAAGAAAACGAAGAAGUAAAUCGCGUAACAAGGGUGCAGCGCCUCUCGCACCUUUAGCAACCCAACCGGUUAGUCCCUCGGAUGCUACGGAAACUACACAAAUGUUAGAAUGUACCGACGAUCGCGAGGCUAGCAGUGCCAGUGCUGAAAGAACUGAGAGGACCGAAAGGACCGACAGGUCCGAACGAAAAAGGCCACCACCCAGGCCUAGAGAAUAUUAUUGAAAGUUCUUCCGAUCUCUAAUCCUAAUUCAUCCUAAUCCUAAUCCUUCAUCUUUCCUAUUCUACCUUCUUCUCUUCCUUUCGUAAUUCUCGAUCUGGGUGGAAUGGUUCUUCUGUUAAAAUUAAAACUAAUUAAUCCUUCGCGAUAAUAAUAAUAAUAAUAAUAAUAUUAAUAAUAAUAAUAAUAAUAAUAAUAAUAUUAAUAAUAAUAAUAAUAAUAAUAAUAAUAAAAAGAAAUAAAAGAGAAAACACACACUCCCUUCUUUCUAAUAAGUAACGAUAGAAUCCAGGGGAGAGGAGGGAGGGGGGACUUAUCAAUUAGGCCAAUAAAGUUAGCCUAAUUUACCCCUAAUUCUCGGACUACGUUUCGCGAUGAUCUAAAUACAAUUAAACGUUAAAAUAUCAUCUAUACCUUUUUCAAGGACCCGUUAAAUAUUUUCGCUAAAUUGCUUCGCGAAGUGACAUUCAUCAUUAAAGCGUGUUACACUUUGAACGAAAUAAUCGUUUAUUUCGAAUUGAAAAAAAGAAAAGAGAAAAAGAUUUAAAAAAAAAAAAAAGAAAGAAGCAGA
Molecule: messenger RNA, 4669 nt
Organism: Polistes canadensis
Lineage: Eukaryota; Metazoa; Arthropoda; Insecta; Hymenoptera; Vespidae
Gene: eag
Product: potassium voltage-gated channel protein eag-like
Exons: 14
Coding region: 492-4103 (1203 amino acids)
Biological process (GO): potassium ion transmembrane transport; regulation of membrane potential
Cellular component (GO): membrane
Molecular function (GO): voltage-gated potassium channel activity
Source: RefSeq, a predicted model, not a curated record